AUGUAAAAAAUUAGUGAUUUACCAAAGAGGCCUUCAAGAUCAUAAAGGUUGGAACAAAUAAGUAGAAGGAUUAAUCUGAUUUCAAAUCAUUUUCCAAUGAAGUUUAUUUAGUAAAAUCAAGCGAUUAAUAUUUACGCAGUUGAGUUUGAUCCACCAAUAGCUGAUGAUGCUAGAAAAUUGAGGGAAGAAAUAGUUAGAUUAGCAACUAAAGAUCUUUAAAUAUAAGGAUUAUAAGAAUUCACAGUAAUAAAAAUAUUAAAAUGAUUUUAGUUAAGAGGCAAGAAUAUUUGGUCAUCUUUCAAUGUUAAAGAUCGUUUGAUUGCCAAAGCAUCUUUCUAAGAAUUAGAAUAUGUUGUUAUAGCAUAACACAAAAAGGAAUACACUUUGUAAGAUCUAUCAGAAACAACAACGAAUCCAGUUACAUAAUCUAUAAAUGUAGCAGUAAAGAGAUCAUUAAAAGAAAUGGGUAUGAUAGAAAUAGGUAGAUAAUCUAAAUUUUAUGAUCCAAAAAAUAUUGAAUGCAAUAGAGUAUAUAUAAUUUAUAUAUUAGAUUAAUGAACAUGGAUUAAAAGUUUGGAGAGGUGUAAAAACUUCAUUUUAAUUUUAUUAAGGGAUGCCAUUUCUGUAAAUUGAUUUUGCAUCAAGAGUUCUUAGAGAUUAGAAUGCUUUAGAAUUCAUGUUUAGUCUAAAUACCAAGAAUAUUUAAGAUAUAAAAAAUGAAAUGGUUGGAUUGAGUGUAUUAGCAGCUUAUGGAAAUUGCAGAAUAUAUAGAAUAGACGAAAUAGAUUUCAAUUUAUCUCCUAAACAUUCAUUUUUAUUGUAAGAUGGAAAAUCUAUCACUUAUUAAGAAUAUUACAAAUAAAGAUAUAAUAUUUAAAUUAGAGAUCUAUAAUAACCGCUUUUAGUAUUCAAAGAUAAAAGAAAUUAAGAUAAAAUUGCAUAUUUAGUUCCUGAAUUGUUAACUAUGACAGGCUUAACUGAUCGUUAAAGAUGUGAUUAAAAAUGCAUGUAAAGUGUGGCUAAAUUUACUAAAUUAACACCAUAAUAAAGAGAUGAUGAAAUAUAUGGAUUUUAUCAGAAAUUAAAAAAACAUCUUAGUAAAUAGAACAUUUUAUUGAGUGAUGAUCAAAAUGUCAAUGGAUUUCAACUAUAAGCACCUAGAAUUUAUAUGGGUAAUAAAGAAUAUUAAACUGAUUAAAGUGGAUUUUUUAUGAUUAAAGAUCCUGUAUUUUAAGGAUCUCAUAUUUAAGAUUGGUUUAUGGUUUAUUAAUCAAGAGGGAAGAAUGAUGAUGAUGAUGUUGAUAUUAUAGUUUCAGAAUUAUAAAAAUAAGGUGAGAAAAUAGGAAUCAAAAUAGAGAAACCAUACUUUGUUAUGCUUAGAGACAAUAAUAUUUAAAAUUGGUUGUAAAGAUUGACAGCUGAAAUUGGAGAUAAACCUCCAUAAAUGAUAGUUACUUUUAUUAAUGAAAGAGAUAAAGAUAGAAUCUAUGGACAUAUCAAAAAGUAUUGUUUUUAAGAUCAAGGAAUCAGUCAUCAAAACAUUCUAAGCAAAUUCUUAAGAACUAAAAAUCCUUCUAGUGUUGCUUCAAAAAUUGCUUAAUAAAUGAGUAUUAAAUUAGGUAAUCCUUUAUGGGCUAUUCCAAAACCAAAUGGAAUUUCAGAUAAAACUAUGAUAGUAGGUAUUGAUAUAUAUCAUAAACUAUUAACUAAUCGAAAAUCUUGUAUGGGAUUUGUUGCUUAUUUAGAAUCUGAAUGUUUAAAUACCUUUGCAAAACCAAUCAUAAUGAGAGAAGGUUAAGAAUUAUCUCAUGAAGUAGGUAGAGUGAUUGUAGAAGCUAUAUCUGCUUAUUUUGAAAGGAAUGGUAGAAAAUAUCUACCUGAUACAAUAAUUGUAUUUAGAGAUGGAGUUGGAAAUGCUUAAAUUGAAGCACUUAAAUAAACUGAAAUAUAAUAAAUGAAAAAUGCAAUAAAGAGUAUCAAUAAGAAUUACAAUCCAUAAUUUGCUGUUAUUAUGAUUAAUAAGAAAAUAAAUGAUCGUUUCUUUAUGGUUAAUAGUGGUAAUCAUUAAGAAUAGAAAUAAUAACUUUCUAAUCCUCCUUCAGGAAGUGUUAUUGCAGAUAAGAUUACAUCAUCUUAUUUUGAUUAUUUCAUUACUGCUCAAUAUGUUACUUAAGGUACAUGUACUCCAACUCAUUAUAGAGUUUUAGAGAAUAAUACAAAUUUUAGUGAAGAAUUAUUUUGGUAAUUAACUUAUUAUCAAUGUUUCAAUUAUUAAAAUUGGACUGGGGCAGUUAGGUAUUUAUUUCAAAUUAUUAUUAUUUAGAGUACCAUCAUGUGUGUAAUAUGCACAUAAAUUAGCAUAUUUAAUAGGAGAUACUUAUUAAGGGAACAUUCAUAAACGAUUGGCACAUCUAUAAUGUUGUCUAUGA
Messenger RNA from Paramecium pentaurelia, 2429 nucleotides. The record is from the annotation of a GenBank genome assembly. Lineage: Eukaryota; Ciliophora; Oligohymenophorea; Peniculida; Parameciidae.